Exophiala aquamarina CBS 119918 is the source of this 2076-nucleotide messenger RNA. RefSeq lists its product as uncharacterized. The record is from RefSeq and is a predicted model, not a curated record. NCBI's taxonomy places the organism in Eukaryota, Fungi, Ascomycota, Eurotiomycetes, Chaetothyriales, Herpotrichiellaceae. The transcript has a single exon. Bases 1 to 2076 code for a protein of 691 amino acids.
AUGACCAUUGAUGCCAACAUUGAAACAGUAGAAGCACUUGACCCCUCUAGCAAUGAUUCUACUGGGGAGGACGAUACAGUGAUAGCUCAGAGUAAUCACAAUGGCUGGGUCAAUCCUGAAGACUUGACUCCUAUGCCACAGUGCAUCGCUCAACAAGACCAGUCCACCUGGCUGAGUGCCAUGACCAGAUGUACCAGCAAACGAUGCACCUCUCACUUCGGAAUCAUCUGCACACACCACCAAUGGCUGACCCAGCUGACCUGUCUCGGCUUUGAGUUGUCCCCUUCUGUUAUCAAAGGCUACCUCCCAUACUGCAGCCGAUCAGUGCUGGCCAAAGCGCAAUUAUAUCAAUGGGUCCGCAAGGCUACCGGUCGGACCUGGCUUGUCGAUAUCGGCGACACGAACGGGCUGGGAAACCUUUCCCCAGCCUCGUUGGCACAAGGGUAUGCGGCCGUUGACGUGAUUCACAAAGCACCAACAUGCCUGUCAGCCUCGAGUUCUGCUUCAUCCAUGGAAGCAUUUCAGCAUGUGAUAGCCUCGUGUAGUUUCACAGAGACUACUCGACAUACCGGAAACGAGUUCCGGGCCUGGGAAUACAGUGAGCCCCUACGGUCCAUGAUAGCUCUGGACUCUGAGACUGUCGGUUACGACCUCACCCAACAUGGCAUCAGACGUGGCGAUUAUUUUGAUAAAGAAUGCUUCUGCAGCGAGUUCACAGGGAUCUCAGACUGGGAACCUUGUGCAGGGCGAGAGGAGAUAGACUUGACGAAGGAGCGACUAUGGAUGCAUGCCACCUGUGGACUAAAGGCCGUACCCGACAAUUGGAAUGACGGGCUCAAAACCACGGCAUUCGCAUUUAUCCCCGUUGAAGACUGGGUCUGGCCCACGCGUGUCGCGGAUAUGCCAAAGCAAGUGGUCGAGCUUGCUGACCAAUGCGCAACUGACGCUUGUGAGAUUGACUCUGGUGGCUACUGCAGAGUCGUACCCGCCGUUGAUAGGGCUUGCUUUUGUCGUGACAUCAGCUACGAUUCCUGCGGAUGUGCUUGCCAGAUGUUCGAGACCCGAGCAGAUUAUGUACAUUGGCUUCACGGCCUUUGUGGCAAUGUACAAGGCUGGCACGGUCUUCCAGAAGACUGGCAACAACUAGCCGCCCCGACCCCUCUCGACAUGAUUCCAUGGCGUUGGUCUCUCAAGCCAUCCAAAUCCAACGACACAGACCUGGCAUCCAUGUGGUAUUUGACAUCUAGCAAGGGAGGGGAAACAUGUCCAUCAACCGAGUGGAAACUCGGGAGCUUUGCCCUGAUCAAUAUAGCCACAUUCCUUGCGCCAUCCCUCGUUCGGAUGAUGGGCAUGAAUCGACUUACGCAAGGCUCUCUGGGGCUGCCAGACUCACAAAAUUGGGUUUUCGCGGGGAUUUCGAUUGCCGCUCUUCAACUCCUCGCAAACUGGUUUAAUGUUUCGCUCGUCCAUGCAGCCACUGGUUAUGGACACGUUCCAGUCGUUCACUUGAUGCUCCUCUGGUGCACGAUGCCUCGGCUCACACUACUAAGGUCCUUGGUACCUGGGGUGCAACCAUUAGAAGCUGUGAAUCUCUCCGCGGCCGGGUCUUGCCUGCUUGCGGAAAUCAUUCUCCAAGGUUUAUCAUCGUAUUACAUGAUCAUCACCGUCAAUUAUGGUCGAGAACACAGCUUCUACGCCAAAGGUAUGGAGAGACUAGCAGGCUCCACACCGGCACAGUUCAUAUACGCUGGCGCACUCUUGUGGCUGAUCGUCGUGGUCAUCUUGGCAUUUGCUGCCUUGAUGGCCCGUCGGAACGAAUAUUGGCCGCUGAUUGAGGAGAAGGUGGCAUAUCAUUGGAUCGACAAGAGCAGGGCCUUGGAAAAUGCAUCGUUGAUGAAAAGCCAGGCAGCAAAUUACAGGGUAUAUGGCACUCUUCCUGUUGAAGGACGUCAACAUGAUGUGGUUCCCCAGAAGGCAUCCAGGAAGCCACACGCAGUCGCGGUCACAAGCGUGCUCCUUUGCGUUGCGCAGUGGCUCUUUUGGGGCGGAUUCAUUACUCUCAGUCUAGAAGAGUAA